Molecule: messenger RNA, 1853 nt
Organism: Manihot esculenta (cassava)
Lineage: Eukaryota; Viridiplantae; Streptophyta; Magnoliopsida; Malpighiales; Euphorbiaceae
Product: adenylate-forming reductase 03009
Exons: 1
Coding region: 66-1718 (550 amino acids)
Source: RefSeq, a predicted model, not a curated record
AAUCUAUAUCUCAGUCUUCUUUUUCUGCAAGUCAUUCUUGUUUCUCUCUUCUCUCGGAGAAAAAGAUGCAGAACCCAGUGAGGUUUUCAAGCUGCCGAGGAGUGGCGUUUGAAAUCAAACCUCAUGUUGAUCCAUUUGCACUUCCACCACCCACCCAAGAUGAGUCACAAGAGAGUAGCCGAAUUGAGCGUUCUUGGUUUCAAAGCGGCUCUUCCAAAGUGUUCCCUUCUUCUUUACAAAGAUCUGCGAGUCGAGCCAGUAGCCAUUUCUGUGAUCUUGACAUCAGUGAAGAAGAAGAAGAAGAAGAGGAAGACAUCAGUUUGGAAGUAUUAGAAGCAGGAAAAAAGGCUGAGAAAGAGCAUAUAGCAGACCCACUUCCAUCUGCUAGUAAGCGUGAGCAACCACCAAAGCCUGCUAAAAAGAAUGAAUCAAGAUUGUCAAUUAUACUGCUCGAUCAAGGCCUGUUUACAGUGUACAAGAGGCUUUUUGUCGUUUGCUUGACCUUGAACGUGAUAGGUUUGGUUCUUGCAGCCACAGGGAACUUUCCAUAUGCAAGAAAUAGAGCUGCCCUCUUUUCCAUAGCCAAUAUUCUUGCUUUGACACUGUGCAGGAGCGAGGCCUUCCUGCGAGUUGUUUUCUGGCUCGCUGUCAAAUUCCUGGGGAGGUCUUGGGUUCCGCUCCCAAUCAAGACUGCCACCACCUCUCUUCUUCAAAGUCUUGGUGGAAUACAUAGCGGCUGUGGGGUUUCUUCCGUUGCCUGGCUCAUAUAUGCUUUAGUUCUAACUCUCAAGGACAGAGAAAACACUUCCUCAGAGAUCAUAGGUGUGGCUUCCGCCAUUCUUUCGCUUCUCUGCUUAUCUUCCCUAGCAGCAUUCCCACUCGUCCGCCAUCUCCAUCAUAAUAUAUUCGAAAGGACUCACAGAUUUGCUGGAUGGACAGCUUUAGCUCUCCUGUGGGCGUUUGUAAUGCUCACUAUCUCUUACGAUCCAGAAACCAAAUCCUAUAGCAACGAACUUGGCUCAAGGUUGAUCAAACAGCAAGAGUUCUGGUUCACUGUAGCAAUCACAGUUCUAAUUAUCAUCCCAUGGGUGACAGUGAGACGUGUACCUGUCAAAGUAUCCUCUCCUUCUGGCCAUGCCUCCAUAAUAAAGUUCCAAGGAGGAGUAAAAGCUGGUAUUUUGGGAAGGAUUAGUCCAUCCCCUUUAUCUGAAUGGCAUGCUUUUGGCAUAAUUUCUGAUGGAAAAACAGAACACAUGAUGCUAGCUGGUGCAGUUGGUGACUUCACCAAAUCUUUAGUCUCAAAUCCACCGAGCCACUUGUGGGUUAGGCAAGUGCACUUUGCAGGCUUGCCUUACCUAGUGAACAUGUAUGACAGGGUUCUGUUGGUGGCCACAGGUUCAGGUAUUUGCGUGUUCUUAUCAUUCCUUUUGCAGCCAUGUAGAGCUAGUGUCUGCUUGUUGUGGGUGGCCAAAGGGAUAGAGCAAAACUUCGGUAGAGAAAUAAAAGAGAUGAUGAGUGGGCACCCUAAAGACAAGGUAAUUGUGCACGAUACGGCUGUUUUAGGUCGGCCCAAAGUGUCUGAAAUGAGUGUUGAAGCUGCUAGAAAAUGGGGCGCUGAAGUGGUCAUCGUUACCAGCAAUCCUGAAGGUAGCAGAGAUGUCGUCAACGCCUGCAAAGCUUCAGGCUUCUCAGCCUUCGGUCCUAUCUGGGAUUCUUGAACUCAUAUCAUUGCAUGAACAAUUAAUGUUUAUGUCCAAAUUUCAUGUUCCAUAUACUCUCUUUUCCGUUGGAAAUAGUUUACGCAACUGUGGCCGAAGGGGCAAUAUUCCAAGGUAUAUAAUUUUAUAAUUAAU